UGUUGUUGAUACAGAAAUCCCUUUGAUUGUAUAAUUUGGCACUGUUGAUAUUUUUAGAGCACAUUAAUGACUAUGCCAGCACUGGAACAUUCUACUUUCUCAACUAUGACUCUACAGCAAGAGUACCUACCAGCUGAAUCAAAUAUUCUCAGUGUUCCACGAGAGAGCACAUCAGCGACUGAGCCAGCACAAAAUUCUGGUUCCUUGACUAUGAUUCUUCCUGUUGAACCAAAUAAUUCAAAUGCUUUGCGAGAGAGCACAUCAACGACUAUACCAGCACAGGAACAUUCUACUUCCUUAACUAUGACUCUACAGCAAGAGUGCUUACCUGCUGAACCAUAUAUUCUCAGUGUUUCACGAGAGAAUUAUCCUGGAAUUGGAGCAGAUGAAAAUAUUCUAUCAACAGUUAAUUCUCCAAGAAAACGGCGGCUACAACAAACUCUCAACAAAAAACAAAAUAUUAUUAAAAAACAAACACGAGAGCUUAAGACAUUGAGGCAGAAAGUCAAACGACUUCAAAAUAGAAACAGAUCCCUAAAGGACAUUUUAAAGUCCCUAAAAGACAGUAACUACGUUGAUACUGAGACAUUUAAUAAACUAAAGGACAACUUAGUUCCUGUCGACUUAUUCAAUAACAUGAACAGGAAAAAACAAAAAAAGAACAUUAAAUAUACCCCUGCAGUAAAGAAGUUUUGUCUUACGUUGAAUUAUUAUUCACCAAAAGCUUAUAACUACGUAAGACAAACAUUCAAUACGUGCCUUCCUCAUCUUAAGACUCUGUCUAAGUGGUAUGGCCAUAUAAAAGGAGAUCCAGGCUUUACUGAGGAAUCCUUUCAGGUAGAGAUGAGACGUAUUUACUAGAACAGAUCCACACACUAGGUAUUUUACAGUAC
Molecule: messenger RNA, 893 nt
Organism: Ostrinia furnacalis (Asian corn borer)
Lineage: Eukaryota; Metazoa; Arthropoda; Insecta; Lepidoptera; Crambidae
Exons: 4
Coding region: 67-861 (264 amino acids)
Source: RefSeq, a predicted model, not a curated record